Molecule: messenger RNA, 420 nt
Organism: Emiliania huxleyi CCMP1516
Lineage: Eukaryota; Haptophyta; Isochrysidales; Noelaerhabdaceae
Exons: 1
Cellular component (GO): nucleus
Molecular function (GO): histone binding
Source: RefSeq, a predicted model, not a curated record
AUGAGCCUCGAGGCCACCAUCGCGCAAAAGACGGCUGGCACAGACGCGAGCGAGGUGCUGGAGCUGGUGCUGGAUGGUGUCAAAGCGAGCAAGGUGACGGGCCUGAACCAAUUCACCAAGCUCAAGGUGCUGCAGCUGAAUGGGUGUGGGCUCACCUCGCUCGAGGAGUUCCCCACCCUUCCCAACCUGCAGCGGCUCGAGCUGGCAGACAACGCGCUCUCGGACGGGCUCGACCACCUGCAGGACGCGGCGCUCAUGCAUCUCAAGGUGCUCGUCCUGGCGGGAAACAAGUUUUCGUCGCUCCAGGGCCUCGAAUCUCUGGCGCGUGCCCCACCCGCGCCCUUCUGCGGCCCUGCCUCUUGCGGCGUCUGCGCGCGGCGCCGAGUCGCUCCUGCGCGGGCGUGCCGUGGCCACGGCUGC